Molecule: messenger RNA, 9785 nt
Organism: Zootermopsis nevadensis
Lineage: Eukaryota; Metazoa; Arthropoda; Insecta; Blattodea; Termopsidae
Source: RefSeq, a predicted model, not a curated record
UUCGUGCUCUGGUUUUACGUUGACACUACCGGAGCAGUUGUAUUCGUGAAAGUUGUAUAUGACUGGAAAGAAUUGAAUUUCAAGAAUGCCUGAAUGCAUAGAAAUAAUAUUAAAACGUAAGGUGUUACACUUUUGAAAUAUGUGGUUAAAUUUACUUGUGUAAAAAUUAUUUGAGAUUGGCGGAGUAAUUAGCAGGCUUACAUGAACAUAGGUGUAUGCCAGAUGUCACACACAGUGAUCGUGUGGUAACUCAUGAAUUCCAGGACUCCAGUAGUGAAGACAUCUUUUGUAUUAAGGAGUGAAUCAGCAGUGGGGAAGAAGAUGGAAGGUCCUGAGGUUACAUUCAUAUUCCAAUUUGGGCUGGUACGGGACACAGUAACAGCAGCGGCCAGUACCCUGGGGCUCAAGACUCUCAAGGAUCUUGCAUGUGACUUCAUAAAUAGGAAGUUCCCUGAUCACGGUCUGACAAGGCUGAGUGAACGUCUGUUGUUGUUUCGUCAUGAUUAUGGGUCUGCUAACAUUCUGCAACAUAUCAACUCAGCAGCUGAGAUCAUGGACGAGACCCUCGUGGAGAUAGUUCUCUCUGCUCAAGUGCCAACAGAAGAGGUCCAAUUCCGUCCUCAUGCCCUGGCUGUUCACUCCUACAAAGCUCCAACAUUCUGUGACUUCUGUGGAGAGAUGCUUUUUGGUUUAGUGAGACAGGGACUCAAGUGUGAAGGCUGUAGCCUCAACUUCCAUAAACGUUGUGUUGUAAAAAUUCCCAACAAUUGCACAUCAGCAACUGGAAGGGGGCGGCGCCCAUCAACUCUUCUUGUUCCACGCAGCCCAUCAGACACAGGGUCCACGGUCUCUCUUCCCUCAGCCUCUGAAGAUAGUACACAACUUCUUUCUAGUAAUGUUAUACCAAAACAGAGCCGUUCUCCGUCACUGGGUGGACGCACAGCAGACAGGGAAGCAGCGGGGCACAUUAGAAUCCCCCACACUUUUGUUCUGCACAGCUACAUGCGCCCCACAGUCUGUCACUUCUGCCGAAAACUUCUGAAGGGAAUCAUUAAGCAAGGCAUGCAGUGCAAAGACUGCCACUGUAAUGCACAUAAGAAGUGUGUUGAUAAGAUUCCGAAAGACUGUUUUGGUGAUGGAGUUGGUAGUGAGGUAGAUCGAGAGUGCCGUGAUGUCUGCGAGGACGAAAGUGACACUGAGAAUGGUGGCUCUCCAUCUGGUGCUCGCAAAACUUCAUCUCCAGACCCUCCUCUCAUGAAUGGAGAAUGUGUAGAUAUGAUUCCAGGACAUGAUGAAGGAGAUCCUAUGAAACGAUUGACCAGCUCUUCGCCAAGUAACAAUAUUCCCCUCAUGCGCAUUGUGCAGUCAGUGAAGCACACCAAGCGACGAGGAUCAAAGGUUAUUAAGGAAGGUUGGAUGGUACACUUUACCAACAAGGACCGCAUGCGCAAGCGUCACUACUGGCGCCUGGACACCAAGUCAGUGACUCUGUUUCAGAGUGACACAGGCUCCAAAUACUACAAGGAAAUUCCACUUGCUGAGAUCCUGUCAGUUGAUACUGCUCGAAGUCUUCAUGGAGAUGUGAUGCAUUGUUUUGAACUUCGAACAGCCAAUGUUGAUUAUUAUGUGGGAGAAGACCCUCUGUAUGGGCAGAAGGAUGCGUCAAGAAUUACCCUUCCACCUGCUGACAGUGGAGUUGGGGCACACCUUGCCAAGAGCUGGGAGACCAGCAUCCGACAAGCUCUCAUGCCUGUCACAUCACAUCCAAAGGGUGACAUAUCAGAUGAACCGGAGGAGAGAGUUACAGACAUGAGUCAACUGUACCAGAUCUUUGCAGACGAGGUUCUCGGCUCUGGGCAAUUUGGGAUCGUAUAUGGAGGUGUGCAUCGCAAAUCGGGUCGUUCUGUGGCAAUUAAAGUGAUUGAUAAAAUGAGGUUUCCCACAAAACAGGAGGCGCAACUGAAGAAUGAGGUGUCAAUCUUACAGAACCUGUCACAUUGUGGGGUUGUAAACUUGGAGCGCAUGUUUGAGACAUCGGAGCGUAUCUAUGUGGUGAUGGAGAAGCUGAAAGGAGACAUGUUAGAGAUGAUAUUAUCCAGUCAGAAUGGGAGGCUCAGUGAGCGUAUUACCAAGUUCCUCAUCACACAGAUUCUGGUGGCUUUGAAACAUCUCCACAGUGAGAACAUUGUGCACUGUGACCUAAAGCCAGAGAAUGUCCUUCUGAGCUCUGAUUCAGACUUUCCUCAAGUGAAGCUCUGUGACUUUGGCUUUGCUAGAAUUAUUGGUGAGAAGUCUUUUCGACGCUCAGUGGUUGGCACUCCUGCCUAUCUUGCCCCAGAAGUACUUCGUAACAAGGGCUAUGAUCGCUCACUGGAUAUGUGGAGUGUUGGUGUAAUUGUGUAUGUUAGCCUCAGUGGGACGUUUCCCUUCAAUGAAGAUGAAGAUAUCAAUGAACAAAUUCAGAAUGCAGCAUUCAUGUAUCCACCAAAUCCCUGGAAGGAAAUUUCUUCAGAUGCUAUUGAUCUAAUCAACAACUUGCUACAAGUGAAACAGAGGAAACGGUACACUGUUGCCAAAUCACUUGCACAUGUCUGGUUACAGGACUACCAGACAUGGUGUGAUCUGAGGAAACUGGAGACUCAGGUUGGAAACCGCUAUUUGACACAUGAGUCAGAUGAUGCCCGCUGGGAAAACUUCUGCAGAGAUCGCCUCUGACCGUCCAAAAACUGGCUCUCAUCCACGAGAACCAGGUGCCGCAAACUGAUGAGGCUGCAGCCUCAACAAUGCUCAUGAGUAUGUAGCAGGUAGAAGGUAACAUAAUAGAGUAGGAACCAGGGCAAGUAGCAUUCUUGCAUUAUAACACUGUGCCUGAUUUAAGUUGUACAAUACCAGAAAUUAUAGUAGCUGUGUUCCCACAGUUCUGUGAAAUCAUGAGUUGUCACUGGAUAGGUAUAAAUAUUUCUGUAUUCAAGUAAUAGACACUUAAGUGCUUAGAAGAUAUACAAAUAUAUGAGGUGGUUUAUCGUAGGCUUAUAAAUAAUAUUUGGUGCAGAGCUAGAAAUCUGGGGUAGCUCAGUCAAUAAAGUAACCAGCCUUCGGCUGGAAAACAAGUUAAAUUCCUAACAGGGCUAGGUAUUUCUCUGUUUGCCACCAUGUCCAGACUAGUGCUUGACCCUAUUCAGCCUCUUUUCCAGUGACUAAAAUGGGAUAUUCUAGUGGAUAAAAUGUCUGACUGUGAGGGUGAUCAGUCACCUCCAUCUAAUGCCAAAGUUAGAAAGUGAGUUGACUUUAUCUCCACUCUUGUCAUCCAUCUUACUGGUAUGGUGCUUUAACACCUCCACUUUAUCAGUCAGCAUACUUUUAGUAUGUUGUAGCAAUCUAGUUCAAAUAAAUUUGAUAUAAAUUUAGUCACAAUUACUUUGUUUCAAAGUGCAUCUGUUUAUCAUUACAGUAUGAAGAUUUUUAUUAACAGAUGUGAUUUGGUUGUGAAUGAACUCCUAAAUGUUUAUGUGACAUCCAAGAAAUGGCAGGAGUUUGAUGUGAGAACAUAAAUAUAAAUGUUAUUGAAAGAACUGUUGGGUUUGUCUUGAUGAUGACCCAGUAGAAUAAAUUAUGGUUUGUCUGCAUUUCACCAUUGGUUAUAAGAACUUCUGCAGGCAUGUUCACCUGUGAGCUACUUAUUUAAAAUUUUAAGAAAGUUAGUCUUUUGUUUAAUCUACAAAUUAUUAGAUGUUGUAUUACUGGUUUCAGUUUAUUCUAAAGUAGAUCAGUCCCAGUUGUAUAAGACAAGAUUGCUACUUUGUGAAAAUUCAUGCACAUUCUGUCGUAUAAUCAAACUGUAUAUCAUUGCUUCUUUUUACGUUUUGUACUAAACUUGUGAAGUUGAGUGCUUUGUGUACAGCAGUGGCCCCAUGUGAAACUGGGGUAGAAUUGGGCAUCGCACAGUAGGUGAGAUGUUAAUGAAUGUUGUGGGGGUUACUAGCUUUUAUGAAGGAGCUUUGAAAUACUGUUUUGGUUUUAUGCAAACAUUGCAGCAUCUGUAAGAAUGUGAACAUAACAGUGAACCACUUGAAGCAGUAAUUCAACUUAACAUUCAAAUUGAGACGUAGUCAAAUCUUAAUUACUCAGACUUUAAUGUGCAGUUUAUAUCAGUGGAAUUUUAAACAAGUGGCUUAAAGAGAAGUACAUAGACAUUUUGUUAAGAUCUUUCACUAUGUAAUUUAACAUAGAAAGUUAUUAUAGUGAUGGUGAUAAAUAAUCUAAGCAUCAUUAACUUCAUUUUAUGUUAUAAAAUUGUUUGGUAACACUAAUUCUGUUAAUUUGGGAGAAGGUUUAGCAUAAUUUGUGUGUGUAGAAUUUCCAAGUUGGGAUGGUUGAGAUAGGAACACAUGCUUGCCAGAAAGAGGUUCAUGAGACUAAAUUGCAAAAAAUUAAUACUUUUGUGACCAUUUUGAACAUUAUUAGAAGAGAAUUUGGUGACAUAUUUGAUAAAACUGGAACUGGUUUGCUGCUUCAUCAGUCUUCUGCCACCCUUGACCUCAUUCAGACUUCUUCUGCCAUUGUCAUUGUCAACAGCACUGUGCCUUUAAUCACAGAAUGAAGUUGGCUUAGAUCGGCACUUGUUAUGCCACACACAACAAACACAGACUUGGUCUUUUUGAAACUGACAGAUGUUAAAAGUCCAAAUUGUGCUCACUGCUUCCAGUCCAAGAAGUUCAUAAAGUUGAUGCAAUUGUGUUUGUUUGUAAAUAUCAUAGAACUAUGACAGUUUCUUGUGUGGGAAUUUUAUUUACUUCAUACCAUACUGUUUAUCCAUUCUUUCAUUUUGCGAUGCCAUAUGUGCACUCCUACACUACAAAAUUUGAAAUAAUAAAAAUGUAAGCAUUAUUUUUACUCAAGAGUUUAGAAAACACAUUAUUACAUUUUUAUGUAUUUGUUGAAUCCGUGUGAGACCAACUUUUGAAGUAGCUUGAAAUUUAAAGCUUGGUGCUGAAAGUGAAGUAACCAGUAGUUGAUUUGUAAAAUUUCUUACUGUUAACAUGUUGUGGACUAACACUAUAAAUUAUCUUAAUCCUCUUAUAUGUUACUAAUACAUUAAUAUUGGCGAAUUUAAAUAAGAUGAAGUAAGAGUCUGGGAUAAAAAUAUGUACUUCAGCCAGUAUUCAACCUCGUAAGCUUGGUCUGCUGCAGUCUGUUAUCUCACCAAUGGUAUUUGAAUAACUUGAUACUGCUUCAUUUUUCACUGUUGUUAGGUUCCUGUUUAUUGUGGCAUUUUCUGAACUGCAUUUUUGUGAUGAUAGGUGUUGUGUGAAUCCAGUGCUGUACUGCAACCUGGUGUUCAGAUGUUAAUGUAUCUCAGUAUUGUCAGAUACUUACAGUAAUUUUUAUUUUUGUUGCAUAAAUCUUUCUAAUUUAUUUCUUUUUGCUAUUUUUAGGAUUUAACACAAAAUAUUAUAGUAACACAAUUACACUCAUUUUUUACAUACACAGACACAUCUUUAUCUAACUAAUUCAUCAUUAUGCACAUCUCAGUGGAUUAUCAGAUUUAAAAUGUCUGCAAUGUAUGCAAAUCUAUGUAAUAAUGUCAUCUUCAGCUAUAACAUAUCUUAUAGCAGCUACAAUUAAUUUUGUGUGAGUAAUGCACUUUUACAAUGGAAUGUUUCAUCUCAGAAAUUUUUUUUAACAGCCAGUGAAAACACAGGAACCUGAAUGAUCUCAGAGCAUGACAAAGUGGAAAACAAGCAAUACUGUAAACCAUUUCCAUAUAACUCAUAACAUUCAGCCAUUUGGAUCUUCUGAGACAUCAUUUAGAACACAAAAUCUGAUCAACACUUCAAUAUUGUUUCUGUGGGAAUAUCUGAUAUGUUGUUUUGACAGCACUAUUAUCCAUAGAUCUGCAGACAUUUUACAGUAACUUAGAAACAUAACUUUGAAAUGUUUUCUAAAUAGUAAGAUUUUCUUAAACACCAAAGAAAACUUUGAAUUUAUAUCCAGUGCAUUUUCUACUUGUAUUGUGUUAUUCGUAUAACACCAUGCAUGUAAAAAAAUGCAUAAAUUCAAUUUACAAAGUACAUGUUAUGAUGUCUGGUUUGUCUUCAUCCUAGUAUGAUGUACCUUUCCUACAUCACAUACUAAAAUAUUAAUAACAAUAACAGUCAUGAUAAUAAAUUCAGAAAAGUAAGGUGUGCCAAGUAAUCAAAAAUUACAACUCUAAUUAUUGUCACUAAAUUGGUAGGAAUUUUCAGCUCUGGUUAAUGCCACUAAAUUAGUAAGAAUAAAAUUCCUAAUUGCUUGUUUACCAAGAUUUUACCAAUCAAAAUUGACUUACAUAUUAGUGGCUUUCCAUUGCUGUAAUAAUAGCUGAAACUAACUUUAAUUAUAGGUUUUUAUCUGGGCUUAGUUUACUUACAACUACUUCCAUUUAUAUUUAACUGUAGCCUUUACAGUAUUUAUGCAAACACAAAAUUUAUUUUAAGAUUUAUAUCUAACUGUAGAAAAUAAUGGAUGCAUCCUCUGUCAAUGGCCUACAGGGUUGAAACACAAGCAGUGUUAAUGUUCAAACAAUAAAAUUAUACUGUUGUGGUUUAAGAAGUAAACAGAUAACUCUGUUUUAUCUGUGAAUUAUUGUAACUUCCAGACAGAUGAACUGUUCAAAGAACUUCUUGUCCAUACAAGAUUUUAUGGGCAACAGUGUACAUUGUCUUCUACUUUUAAGCACACUAUAGUUAAAUCUCAUUAUUAUGUGUUUUUGGAGACCUUAAAUUUAUGUACUCAUUAAUGGAACAACAACUUAGAGUAAAUAGAAGGGAAGUUUUUUUUAUUUAGAUGAAACUGUUUAAAGGAUGGUCUGUGCUUUUUGUUGAAUUAAUCUGAUUCAGAAUGUUUACUUACCAUUCUUCAUGAACAGUUUCCAUUUAUUUUUAUUGUAUUUUCACAACCUGAAUCCACAUUUUCUCUGCUGUAAAAACUCAAAUCUGUUUUACAAGAACAAUGAAAUGCAGAAAUUGUGAUAUGGAUUCUCAGAACUUCGUACUUAAUAAUGAAAUAUAUCACACAAUAAAGUACUUAAAAAUCAAAGUAUUUUUACUUUGUAUAUAGUGAAGUUUUAGUUGGGGUUAAUGGAAUGUAAGUUGAUUUGAAAUGGGAUUCCACUGUAUGGAGUUUCACAUUUUAUUUAGUUUUUGUGUUGUUAUAUGCAGACCUCUUUCUGACUUACUGGAUAUUGUUUUUUACUGUGGUAAGUUUAGUUGUUUGUUGUAAUAGUGCAGGACUGUGAUCUCCUUGGUAACGCGAUACCUGUUGCAGACUGUACUGGUGCCACCCUAGAAACUGGGAGCACAUUCAGUAUUUCCUACUCAAUAAAAUUGUGGAUUUAGGUAGUUGCUUGUAGUUAAAAGUUAACACUUUGUAUGAGUGCAGAUAUUAUUGCAGUUUUAAUGCAUGCCAGUUUUUCAUAAAUGUUGUAUUAGGUCUGAUUUUUUACAGAGACUUGAACUUGUUAAGUUGUUACAUGUAUUUAUGUAAAGAAUGAACAAUACUCCAAAUGAUAAAGCAACCAAGUUGCAUUUGAAUGCAUUUCUAUUUGAAACAAAUCAAAAUUGAUUAGUUCAAAUCUGUCUUUUAGAGAGAAGUGAUUGUUACUAAAAUUGAAACAGAACUUGUGGCAUUGCCAUUAAUACUUUCCUGCAGACAGGAAAUGGGUUGGCUGAAUCUUGCUUGUGUUUAAUAGUUACUGAUCUCCUGCACUUCUGUAUGGACACAGUUUGAACUACUAAUAUAUAAUUCCCUGCCCUGCAAGCAUUGCUUAAGCCUGUAUUUCUAAUUGGAUAGAAAUAUCUCUUUUGCCGUAAUUGUAAAAGGAAGGUUGCCAUAUGACUAAACCCCACACACUGAAGACGUACUGGGAGUAACAUUAACUGGAAUGAAUAUUCAAGUUCCCACUGUGCAUGCUCAAUCAUGAGGGACAGAGGCCUGAUUGACCCCAGAGCAAGUCUGGAAAUAAGAAGAGAAAAAUCCUACCUCUGCCAGGAAACGAUCCCCAGACACUCAGCCCACAGUCAUUCAUGUGAUUUGGCUGUCCUGGCUCAUUGUUACAGUCCAGUUGUAUUCAUAAUACAUAAGUGCACUGAUCAUGUUAGAAGUUUCAUUUGUUGUAACACUGAAAGUGUUAUGCUAAUCUUUUUCUUGAUAUUAUCAUAUAUAAGUUGAUACAAGUGCAAUAACUGUAAUGGCAGAAUGGUGUUGAAGUAAUAGUCAGGCUGGAAGAUGUAACUAGUAGUUCAGACAUUGGUUGUUACUGCAUUGAAUUCCACUGAGGUUAAACACCACUCAGAACUUAAAUGUGUGAAGAACAGAUUCAGGACACUUGAAUUUAUUUUCAAACUUGAUUUGUUUCAUAUAUAAUGUAUAAACUAUAAUUUAUUAAUUUAAAAGCAAAGAUAAUAUGAAUUUAAUAAAAAUAACUGGAGUCGUCUUGAAAGGGACCAGUGAUGCAGAGGCCUACAGAGUUGAGGGACCUGGUACAGGGCAACUCUCAUACAGUGAGUGAGUUUGAACUGUAAAACUGAAACCCUUCACUGGAUAGCACGGAAGAGCAUGCAUAGCAAGUGUCUGAAAAGCAAAGUACUCAUGAAAGUAAGAUGAAGUGGGAAAUUUAUAGGAUUAGAUUAGAAACAUCGUGAUUCAUACAAGUUAUCUAGUUUUUGUUGUGGUUGUGAAAUCAUUGAGUGUAUAGUGGAAUGGAAAUGUAGUUCAGAUGAGAUAGAGCAGACAUCUUGAAAGACUGAGACAGGACGAUGAUGAUAAGCUGGAUAAAUAUGGUUUGAGAUUGGGUGAUGGAUCAUACUGGUUCUGGAUUAUGUGCAGUGGCAAAACUUGUUAGUAGUGCUGUUGAAUGUUUGGGUUCUAGUCCGAGAUUGUCAGAUUAGAAUGUUUUAUAAUCAUAUGAGAAAUUGAAUGUUUACUGGCAGAAAGACUAUUUUUCCAGUGCAUGGGGUUGAUGGACAUUAUUGAGUUUUCACACCCACUACCAUAGUUAUCACCUCAUUACUGUUCACCCAACUCAGGCAGUAAAUAUUGGAGAUGUUAACUGUUGCCUUAAUGCUUUGUUGUACAAAAACAGGGUCUCUAUGUUCCUUCCUAUCUUGGUUUUCUGCCUGCCUCUCAUAACUAAAUUUGUAUUGAUAUUAUAAUAAACAUCCUAUACAGAUGUCAAUGCUUCUGCAUUUUAAAUUUGUAUCUAUUCAGAUGAAUACUUUUCUAAUUUAUGGCAUACAUGAAAGGUGGAUGAUUUUUACAGUUCAUUACGUGUACUAUUGAUGAAGCCAUAUUGAAUUCUACAGUGAGAAAAGAAUAUUUAUAGAAGUUGUAAUUUGACUGUAGAGUUGCCCUAGCAAAGCCAGUUCCUCCCAAGUGCCUCAUGAAAUGCAGCAACUUCCCAAUAAGGUUUAAGCAAUCUUUAUUUUUGGAAUAAUACAGUGUUUCAUUUUUUUUUAACGAUGUUGAGAGUUUCAGUCGUGAUGGUAUAGCUGCUGAUCUUACUGGUAUCAAGUCAGUGUAGUAGCACCAUGUUCUUCAGAGCCAUGCUUGCAUAAGUUACCAGUCACGCAAAUAUUUGUCAAGUCUUUUCAGGUGGUCACUAAUGUGACCACCCGAAAUAAAGUGAUCAUAUCAGUAAAGGCACUAUUUCACAAUGGAGACCAAUUGUUUAUGAAAAAGUGAUGUUUUAUUCUGUAUCAGAGUGGCUUAUUUCCAGAAAGGACUUUUAUAAAUUCUCAUAGAAUGUA